AUGGUGGUUCCUGCAAACCAUGUCUUCCUUGUUGGGCCCAUCUCCUUCGUGGGUGAACACUGUCAAGAAAACAUUAUACUCCAGCUAGACGGGACGGUAGUUGCUCCGACGGAUCCCCAGGUUUGGGGUGGCGAGCAUUGGCUUCACUUCGACAAGCUGAGUCGCUUCACAUUGCAAGGAAGCGGAACCGUCGACGGCCGAGGCUCCGUUUGGUGGCGCCGCUCACAGUCUGAGGAUCUCAAUGAUGACCUUCUCGAUGUCGAUAAUGAUGCCGACGAUGGAAUGGACUCCGAGGACGCCGAUACACAGGCAAUGAGAUUCGAUCACUGUCUCAAUGUCACGUUCAGCGGCAUCAAGAUCCAGAACAGCCCCAACUUCCACCUCACGUUCGACCACUGCGUCGGCGUUCUCGUGCGCGACAUGAGCAUUUCGUCCCCGGGCGACAGUCCCAACACCGAUGGGAUCCACCUCGGGAACUCCCAAGACGUGACGAUCCACGAUGCUACUCUCGCCUGCGGGGACGACUGCAUUUCGAUCGUCAGCGGAUGUUCCAACAUUAACAUACACGACGUGCACUGCGGUCCGGGGCACGGGAUCAGCAUCGGAAGCCUAGGAAAAGACCACUCCAGAGCAUGUGUGCACAACAUCACCGUUCGAGACGUCGAUCUGCAAGGGACGAUGAACGGCGUUAGGAUAAAAUCGUGGCAGGGUGGGUCAGGAUCUGUUUAUGGAGUGAGGUUCUCGAACAUUCGAGUCUCCGAGGUCUGA
Eucalyptus grandis is the source of this 768-nucleotide messenger RNA. RefSeq names its product polygalacturonase At1g48100-like. Gene Ontology annotation, biological process: carbohydrate metabolic process. Bases 1 to 768 code for a protein of 255 amino acids. The transcript has 5 exons. NCBI's taxonomy places the organism in Eukaryota, Viridiplantae, Streptophyta, Magnoliopsida, Myrtales, Myrtaceae. Gene Ontology annotation, molecular function: polygalacturonase activity. The record is from RefSeq and is a predicted model, not a curated record.